Messenger RNA from Cicer arietinum (chickpea), 2499 nucleotides. Its product is annotated as long-chain-alcohol oxidase FAO1. Gene Ontology annotation, molecular function: long-chain-alcohol oxidase activity; flavin adenine dinucleotide binding. The record is from RefSeq and is a predicted model, not a curated record. NCBI's taxonomy places the organism in Eukaryota, Viridiplantae, Streptophyta, Magnoliopsida, Fabales, Fabaceae.
CAUACACACAACAAUUUUUUUUUUUUGAAGAGCACAACGAUUCUUAAUUAAUUAAUUAAUUAAUUGUUGGUAGUGUUGAAAGAGAGAAAGAGAAAUGGAAAGAAAAGAGUGUCAUCCUCUAUUGAAAGGUGGAAGAACAAAAGGAGGCAAAUAUAAACAUGAUUUUUCUUCUGCUAAUAUGGAAGCACUUGCAAGCAUGUGUGAAGCUUUAUUGCCUCCUAUUGAGUCAGAAUAUUUGGACAAAAAGGGAAUGAAACCAACAAACAAGGCUAUUCAUUUGUUUUGGAAACUUUCUGGCUCUCAUCUCUCUGUCCCUCAUCAGGUUGCAGAGAUGUUAGUUGAAAGAGCACUACCAGAAGCAUUAACACUCAUUAGAGUAAUUCUAUCGAUGCUAUCAACAAGGUUGGGCACUUUGUUGCUAUGUGGAUCUCUCUGUCUUAAUAAGAAAUGGCCUUUCAUCAACAACUUCUCAAACAUUUCUUUGGAAAACAGAGAAAAGGUUAUUCAGAAAUGGUUGAAGCAUCGGUUCCUCACACCUGUCAGACUUGUAUUUAUUUACAUCAAAGUCCUUUGCCUCAUUGUUUUCUUCUCUCGGUGUAAUGAAAAUGGUGAAAACCAGGCAUGGGAAGCCAUUGGUUAUGAAGUUGAGAGUGACGAGAACACAAGCAAUGAUCACAAAGAGAGGCCUCUUGAAAAGGGAAUUGUGGAAGCUAUGAAUGAGGAUAAUUUGAGUCUACCUCAAUCACUUUCUCAAAAAGGUCUUGAAAUUGAAAUAGAUGCUAAAAACAACAUCCUCAAAGUGAAAUGUGAUGUUGUAAUUGUUGGUUCUGGUUGUGGUGGUGGAGUUGCAGCUGCUGUUCUUGCAAAAUCAGGUCUUAAGGUACUUGUUCUUGAGAAGGGCAACUACUUCACUCAAAAUGAUUAUUCUUCUCUAGAAGGUCCUUCUUUGAAUGAGCUUUAUGAAUUAGGAGGAACUUUUGCAUCCUGUGAUGGGAAUAUAGCUAUUCUAGCAGGUUCAACAGUUGGUGGUGGUUCAGCUGUUAAUUGGUCGGCGUCUAUUCGAACACCGGAUUAUGUGCUCAAGGAAUGGUCAGAGAAUCAUAAGCUACCACUUUUUUCAAGCCAUGAAUAUGUUUCUGCUAUGGACAUGGUUUGUAAAAGGAUUGGUGUAACUGAUACAUGUGUGGAAGAAGGACUUCAGAAUCAAGUUCUUAGAAAAGGUUGUGAGAAACUUGGUCUUCAAGUUGAUUAUGUUCCAAGAAAUUCAUCACAACAUCAUUACUGUGGAUCUUGUAACUAUGGUUGUAGGAAAGGAGAAAAACAAGGGACUGAUGUUACAUGGCUUGCUGAUGCUGUGGAUGAUGGUGCUGUAAUACUAACAAGAUGCAAAGCUAAAAAGUUUAUUUUGGUGGAUAACAAAGAAGGGUGUGUGAGAAGAAAGAAAUGCUUAGGAUUGAUGGCAAAUUUUUUAACAGAAAACAUCACAUGGAGACUUCAAGUUGAAGCCAAAGCAACAAUCUCAUCAUGUGGAGCCCUUUCUACACCUCCUUUAAUGAUCUCUAGUGGACUAAAGAAUAAGAACAUUGGCAACAACCUUCAUCUUCAUCCGGUGCUAAUGACGUGGGGAUAUUUUCCGGACUCGAUAUCUGAUCUCAAGGGUAGAAGCUAUGAGGGAGGAAUAAUAACUUCUAUACACAAGGUGUUAUCAGAUGACUCCAAAGUAAAAGCUAUAAUUGAAACUCCGGCUCUAGCUCCAGGAACUUUUUCUACCUUGUUUCCUUGGGAAUCCGGAUUUGGGUUCAAAGAAAGAAUGCUAAGGUAUUCGAGGAUGGUUCAUUUUAUCACAAUUAUUCAGGACAAAAGUUGUGGAGAAGUUAAGAGUGAGGGUAGGAUAAAGUACGAGUUAGAUGAAGAAUUCGACAAAGAGAACAUCAAGGAUGGGUUGCAGCAGGCUCUGAGGAUUCUAAUAGCGGCCGGAGCGGUUGAAGUAGGUACUCAUAGAAGUGAUGGACAGAGAAUUGCUUGUAGUGGAAGUAAUGAAAAAGAAUUGAAUAAAUUUGUGGAAUCAGUGUAUGCAACAGGAGGACCAAUGUCACAUGGAGAAAAUUGGAGUAUUUAUGCUUCUGCUCACCAGAUGGGAAGUUGUAGGGUAGGUGUGACUGAAAAGGAAGGUGCAGUUGAUGAAAAUGGACAGAGUUGGGAAGCUGAAGGACUAUUUGUGUGUGAUUCAAGUUUGCUUCCAACUGCAAUUGGUGUCAAUCCAAUGAUAACUAUUCAGUCUGUUGCAUAUUGUAUUGCCAACAGAAUUGCAGUAAUCUUGAGAAUGUAAUAGAGUUAUUUUGUUUCUUUUUUCUUUGUUCUCUAUUUCAAACAAGUAUAUCCUGCCUGUGUAAUUGAUUGAUGCUAAAAUAUAAGCAUCCUUUCAUUUAAUAGUUGCAUAGAUUGUUUGAAACUUUGAAUUAUAAAGCUGUUCAUGCAAUGAAUAAGUGAUUAGCAACA